Messenger RNA from Physella acuta, 4710 nucleotides. RefSeq lists its product as uncharacterized. NCBI's taxonomy places the organism in Eukaryota, Metazoa, Mollusca, Gastropoda, Physidae. Gene Ontology annotation, molecular function: protein binding. The record is from RefSeq and is a predicted model, not a curated record. Gene Ontology annotation, biological process: signal transduction.
AUGGACAAAAAAACGAAAAAAGGAACACAUAAACUAAUAAACAAACUAUUUGGUAUUGGUAAGAAACCGAAUCCUGCCAAACCUUCACCGCAAGCCAUGCCAGAUUUUUCAGAUGGUGUAGCUUCACCAGUGGCCUUCGUGAAUCGGGUGUCGGUCAUAACAAAAAAUAUUCCUCAGAAUACAGCAACAGACAAGUUCAAUGUGAAUCUGGGGUUGCCUCCUGAAGAACUAGACAGAACCAGUUUUGUGUUGAGCAAUGGGACCACCGAAUCUAUGGGUGACGGGGAUAAGUUUGGUCAUCGUCUGGAGAACUGCAAGAACAAAUUGGUCUCGUCUAGAGGACUACAAACAAUUCCUGCGAAUAUCAAAGAGACAUCUGAUAUUGAUCAGUGGUUCUUCAAUAUACCCCUCAACAUCGGGGAGGUAAAACUAGAGAGAAAAGUCGCCUGCCUUCUGGUCGAAUGUCUUGGUGAAGAGUGGGAGUUCGUCUUCGACCGUCUGGACUUCAACGAAGCAGUGGUCAGCCGCUUGAUGGAGAAGUAUAAGAACAACAAAAAGCGCAUAAUCUGCGAGCUGCUCAAUAUGUGGUACCAGUGGAAGGUCAAGGCCGCUAACUUCCAAGAGCUGGUCAACGAGCUGAUACUGCUGCACAAAGCUGGUUCCACCGACAUCAAUUGGAGAAAGAUCAAGGCCGUCAUGACCACACUACAAACAAUUCCUGCAUAUAGCAAAGAGACACCUGAUAUUGAUCCGUGGUUCUUCAAUAUACCCCUCAACAUCGGGAAGGUACAACUAGAGAGAAAAGUCGCCUGCAUUCUGGUCGAAUGUCUUGGUGAAGAGUGGGAGUUCGUCUUCGACCGUCUGGACUUCGACGAAACAGUGGUCAGCAAAUGGAAGGAGCACUAUAAGAACAACAAAAAGCGCACAAUCUGCAAGCUGCUCAAUAAGUGGUACCAGCGGGAAGUCAAGGCCGCGACCUUCCAAGAGCUGGUCAACCAGCUGAUACUGCUGCACAUAGCUGGUUCCACCGACAUCAAUUGGAGAAAGAUCAAGGCCGUAAUGAACAAGCAUGUUGCCAAAAAGAAACAAACGAAAGGAAUUUUAGUUGACAAGUAAAGGAAUUUUAGUUGACAAGUAAAGGAAUUUUAUUUGACAAGAAAGAAAUUUUAGUUGACAAGUAAAGGAAUUUUAGUUCACAAGUUAGGGAAUUUUAGUUGACAAGUAAAGGAAUUUUAGUUGACAAGUAAAGAAAUUUUAGUUGACACGUAAAGGAAUUUUAGUUGACAAGUUAGAGAAUUUUAGUUGACAAGUAAAGAAAUUUUAGUUGAAAGGUAAAGGAAUUUUAGUUAGUUGACAAGUAAAGGAACUUUAGUUGACAAGUAAAGGAAUUUUAGUUGACAAGUUAGGGAAUUUUAGUUGACAAGUAAAGGAAUUUUAGUUGACAAGUAAAGGAAUUUUAGUUGACAAGUAAAGGAAUUUUAGUUGACAAGUAAAGAAUAUUUAGUUGACAAGUAAAUGAAUUUUAGUUGACAAGUAAAGGAAUUUUAGUUGACAAGUAAAGGAAUUUUAGUUGACAAGUAAGAAAUUUUAGUUAACAAAUAAAGGAAUUUUAGUUGACAAGUAAAGGAAUUUUAGUUGACAAGUAAAGAAAUUUUAGUUGACAAGUAAGAAAUUUUAGUCAACAAAUAAAGGAAUUUUAGUUGACAAGUAAAGGAAUUUUAGUUGACAAGUUAGGGAAUUUUAGUUGACAAAUAAAGACAUUUUAGUUGACAAGUAAAGUAAUUUUAGUUGACAAGUAUAUGAAUUUUAGUUGACAAGUUAGGGAACUUUAGUUGACAAGUAAAGGAAUUUUAGUUGACAAGUAAAGGAAUUUUAGUUGACAAGUAAAGGAUAUUUAGUUGACAAGUAAAGACAUUUUAGUUGACAAGUAAAGGGAUUUUAGUUGACAAGUUAAGGAAUUUUAGUUGACAAGUAAAGGAAUUUUAGUUGACAAGUAAAGAAAUUUUAGUUGACAAGUAAGAAAUUUUAGUUAACAAAUAAAGGAAUUUUAGUUGACAAGUAAAGGAAUUUUAGUGUACGCAUGAAGGAAUUUUAGUUAACAAGUAAAGGAAUUUUAGUUGACAAGUUAGGGAAUUUUAGUUGACAAAUAAAGGAAUUUUAGUUGACAAGUAAAGUAAUUUUAGUUGACAGGUAUAUGAAUUUUAGUUGACAAGUUAGGGAACUUUAGUUGACAAGUAAAGGAAUUUUAGUUGACAAGUAAAGGAAUUUUAGUUGACAAGUAAAGACAUUUUAGUUGACAAGUAAAGGAAUUUUAGUUGACAAGUAAAGGAAUUUUAGUUGAAAAAUAAAGGAAUUUUAGUUGACAAGUAAAGAAAUUUUAGUUGACAAGUAAGAAAUUUUAGUUAACAAAUAAAGGAAUUUUAGUUGACAAGUAAAGGAUAUUUAGUUGACAAGUAAAGGAUAUUUAGUUGACAAGUAAAGAAAUUUUAGUUGACAAGUAAAGGAAUUUUAGUUGACAAGUAAAGGAUAUUUAGUUGACAAGUAAGAAAUUUUAGUUGACAAGUAAAGGAAUUUUAGUUGACAAGUAAAGAAAUUUUAGUUGACAAGUAAAGGAAUUUUAGUUGACAAGUAAAGGAAUUUUAGUUAACAAAUAAAGGAAUUUUAGUUGACAAGUAAAGAAAUUUUAGUUGACAAGUAAGAAAUUUUAGUUGACAAGUAAAGGAAUUUUAGUUGAAAAGUAAAGAAAUUUUAGUUGACAAGUAAAGGAAUUUUAGUUGACAAGUAAAGUAAUUUUAGUUGACAGGUAUAUGAAUUUUAGUUGACAAGUUAGGGAACUUUAGUUGACAAGUAAAGGAAUUUUAGUUGACAAGUAAAGGAAUUUUAGUUGACAAGUAAAGGAUAUUUAGUUGACAAGUAAAGGAUAUUUAGUUGACAAGUAAAGAAAUUUUAGUUGACAAGUAAAGGAAUUUUAGUUGACAAGUAAAGGAUAUUUAGUUGACAAGUAAAGACAUUUUAGUUGACAAGUAAAGGAUAUUUAGUUGACAAGUAAGAAAUUUUAGUUGACAAGUAAAGGAAUUUUAGUUGACAAGUAAAGAAAUUUUAGUUGACAAGUAAAGGAAUUUUAGUUGACAAGUAAAGGAAUUUUAGUUAACAAAUAAAGGAAUUUUAGUUGACAAGUAAAGAAAUUUUAGUUGACAAGUAAGAAAUUUUAGUUGACAAGUAAAGGAAUUUUAGUUGAAAAGUAAAGAAAUUUUAGUUGACAAGUAAAGGAAUUUUAGUUGACAAGUUAGGGAUAUUUAGUUGACAAAUUAGGGAAUUUUAGUUGACAAGUAAAGGAAUUUUAAUUGACAAGUAAAGGAAUUUUAGUUGACAAGUAAAGGAAUUUUAGUGUACGCAUAAAGGAAUUUUAGUUGACAAGUAAAGGAAUUUUAGUUGACAAGUUAGGGAAUUUUAGUUGACAAAUAAAGGAAUUUUAGUUGACAAGUAAAGUAAUUUUAGUUGACAAGUAUAUGAAUUUUAGUUGACAAGUUAGGGAACUUUAGUUGACAAGUAAAGGAGUUUUAGUUGACAAGUAAAGGAAUUUUAGUUGACAAGUAAAGGAUAUUUAGUUGACAAGUAAAGACAUUUUAGUUGACAAGUAAAGGAAUUUUAGUUGACAAAUAAAGACAUUUUAGUUGACAAGUAAAGGAAUUUUAGUUGACAAGUAAAGGAUAUUUAGUUGACAAGUAAAGGAAUUUUAGUUGACAAGUAAAGGAAUUUUAGUUGACAAAUAAAGACAUUUUAGUUGACAAGUAAAGGAAUUUUAGUUGACAAGUAAAGGAUAUUUAGUUGACAAGUAAAGACAUUUUAGUUGACAAGUAAAGGAAUUUUAGUUGACAAGUAAGAAAUUUUAGUUAACAAAUAAAGGAAUUUUAGUUGACAAGUAAAGGAAUUUUAGUUGACAAGUAAAGAAAUUUUAGUUGACAAGUAAGAAAUUUUAGUCAACAAAUAAAGGAAUUUUAGUUGACAAGUAAAGGAAUUUUAGUUGACAAGUUAGGGAAUUUUAGUUGACAAAUAAAGGAAUUUUAGUUGACAAGUAAAGUAAUUUUAGUUGACAAGUAUAUGAAUUUUAGUUGACAAGUUAGGGAACUUUAGUUGACAAGUAAAGGAAUUUUAGUUGACAAGUAAAGGAAUUUUAGUUGACAAGUAAAGGAUAUUUAGUUGACAAGUAAAGACAUUUUAGUUGACAAGUAAAGGGAUUUUAGUUGACAAGUUAAGGAAUUUUAGUUGACAAGUAAAGGAAUUUUAGUUGACAAGUAAAGAAAUUUUAGUUGACAAGUAAGAAAUUUUAGUUAACAAAUAAAGGAAUUUUAGUUGACAAAUUAGGGAAUUUUAGUUGACAAGUAAAGGAAUUUUAAUUGACAAGUAAAGGAAUUUUAGUUGACAAGAUAAGGGAAUUUUAGUUGACACAUAAGGGAAUUUUAGUUGACAAGUAAAGGAAUUUUAGUUGACAAGUAAACGAAUUUUAGUUGACAAGUAAAGGAAUUUUAGUUGACAAGUAAAGGAAUGUUAGUUGACAAGUAAAGGAAUUUUAGUUGACAAGUAAAGGAAUUUUAGUUGACAAGUAAAGGAAUUUUAGUUGACAAGUAAAGAAAUUUUAGUUGACAAGUAAAGAAAUUUUAGUUGACAAGUAAAGAAAUUUUAGUUGACAAGUAAAUGAAUUUUGUCUUU